AUGAAACAAUUGUCAAAUAAGUUUGAUGUUAUGGCUACCCAUAACAGGAUGUUAGAAACCCAGAUCUCCCAAGUAGCCCAACAACAAGCCGCAAUAGAAGGCCCAGCUGGAGCAUUUCCUAGUCAACCUCAACCAAACCCAAAAGGUUAUGCUAAUUCUAACACACUUCGGAGUGGGACAGAACUAGAUGAACCAACUGACCCAAGAAUUCAAAAUCCGGCCAUGUAUCAAAAUUCUGGUAAAGGAUCUGAGAAAGUAAAUGAACCGACCAAGGACAGAAAGAAAGACAAAAGCAGAGAGGCAAUAGAUAAAGAACCACCUUAUGUUCCUCCUCCACCAUACAAACCACAUGUACCUUAUCCCCAAAGGCUUGCCAAAUCCAAAAAUGAAGGACAAUUCAAGAAAUUCGUGGAACUUCUGAAGCAACUGAACAUAACCAUGCCAUUCACAAAAGCCAUUACUCAAAUGUAUUCAUAUGAUAAAUUCCUUAAAGAGAUCCUAUCCAAAAAGAAAAAGCUUGAGGAUGAUGAAACAAUCAUGCUUACUGCAGAAUGCAGCGCUAUUAUUCAAAACAACAUGCCUCAUAAGCUGAAAGACCCUGAUAGUUUUUCCAUACCAUACAUAAUUGGAAAGUUUAUCAUAUACAAAGCUCUAGGUAUGCUAGAGAACAUUCCCGUUCGAAUAGGACAAUUCUAUAUUCUUACCGACUUUGUGAUAAUGGAUAUAAAAGAGGAUUCCCACAUCCCUAUUAUUUUAGGAAGACCCUUUUUAGCCACAGUCGGAGCCAUCAUAGAUGUGAAAAAAGGAAGUCUAACAUUCGAAGUCAGAGAAGAAAAAGUUAAAUUCCUCUUAGCUAAAUUCCUACAAGCACCGGCUAUAGAUGACUCAUGUUGUCUCUUAGACGUCAUAGACAAAUGUGUGAAAGAAAUGGAGAAGGAACCAUUUAAGUAUACUGAAGUACUGAAAAUUCCAACACAUCCUAUAUUCGAAGAUGAUAAUCGGCAUGAGCCAUACGUGGAUGACAGUCUAAGAGAGUGUCUAGCACUAACCCCAAAUCUAAUACCAUGCCUAGAGAAACCUUUAUUAGAACUUAAAACAUUACCUAAAGAUCUAAGGUAUGAAUUCCUAGAUACCGAGCUUGAAAGACCAGUUAUAGUCAAUGCUGACUUACGACAGAUAGAAUCUGAAAAAAUUACUCCAUGUCAUAAGAAAGUAUCCAACAGCUCUAGGCUAUAA
This is a messenger RNA of Lathyrus oleraceus (garden pea), 1236 nucleotides long. RefSeq lists its product as uncharacterized. The record is from RefSeq and is a predicted model, not a curated record. The transcript has 2 exons. Lineage: Eukaryota; Viridiplantae; Streptophyta; Magnoliopsida; Fabales; Fabaceae. The coding region runs from base 1 to 1236 and encodes 411 amino acids.